AUGAUAAAUGAGCUUCGUAAAGCAGGAACGAGUAUUUUUCGCAUGAAUUUUAGUCAUGGUUCAUAUGAGUACCAUCUAAGCGUGAUGAAUAAUGUAAGAGAAGUGGAAAGGUUACAUCCGGGUUCUUUAUUAGCUAUUGCUUUAGAUACGAAAGGACCAGAGAUCCGGACAGGGAGUACAGUUUGCGGUGAAGACAUUCAUGUUGCAGCAGGACACGAAAUGUUAGUUUCUACUGAUCCACAGUAUAUUAACAGUUGCAAUGAUCAAGUGAUGUAUGUGGACUACGAUAGAAUAUGUAGUGUGAUAAAAGAGGGUCGUAUUUUGUAUGUAGAUGAUGGAGUAUUGUCACUUCGUGUUCUUGAAAUUAUCGAUUCGCAAACGCUCAAGGUAGUCUGUCUCAAUAGUGGCAUGAUUUCAAGUAAAAAAGGAGUCAAUCUUCCAGGUACGGAAGUAGAUCUUCCUACUUUAAGUGAAAAAGAUAUUAAAGAUCUUAAAUUUGGAGUUGAAAAUGGCGUCGACAUGAUUUUUGCUAGUUUUAUUCGAAGUGGUUCUGAUAUUGUUGCAAUAAAAAAAGUUCUUGGUGUUGCUGCUGAUACGAUAAAAAUUAUUGCAAAGAUAGAAAAUAAGCAGGGUAUUGACAAUUUUGAUAAUAUUCUACAGGAAGCAGAUGGGAUUAUGGUUGCACGAGGUGAUAUGGGUAUCGAAAUUUCUCAAACACAAGUUUUUAUUGUUCAAAAAAUGAUGAUUUCCAAGUGUAAUCUUGCGGGAAAACCAUGCAUUUGUGCUACACAAAUGCUUGAACAUAUGAUUAGUAACCCACGUCCCACACGUGCUGAAAUUAGUGAUAUUAGUACGGCAAUAUUAGAUGGUGUUGAUUGUUGUAUGUUAAGUGGAGAAACAGCUAAAGGGUUGUAUCCUGUUGAAUCAGUAGCAGUUAUGCGUGAAACAAUUCUUUUAGCCGAAUCAAUUGUACGCUAUGAACUCCUCUUUAAUGAAUUACGGCGAUUGGCUUCUAAGCCUAUAUCUGUAACGGAAGCAGUAUGUUGUGCUGCCGUUGAACUUCAGUUGAGGCAUGCUGCAAAAGCUAUUAUUGUUUUAUCAUCAUCUGGAUUAACAGCUCAUUUUUGUUCGAAAUACCGUCCACAAGCACCCAUUAUAAUGGUUACGCGCAGCAGAACGACUGCUCGGUUUUCGAAUUUGUACCGUGGGGUAUAUCCAUUGUUGUAUCUUGUUCCAAAACCACAAACUACAGAAGGCUGGCAGGAAAGCGUAAAACUUAGAAUCAAAUGGGCUAUUGAACAAGCACUUGAAAUCGGGAUGGUACAACCCUGCGAUAGUGUUGUUAUUAUACAGGGUUAUCGUGAUGGCUUUGGGAAUAGUCAUUCUAAUACUAUCCGGCUCCAUAAAAUAGCAUAA
This is a messenger RNA of Pneumocystis jirovecii RU7, 1416 nucleotides long. Its product is annotated as pyruvate kinase. The transcript is spliced from 9 exons. The record is from RefSeq and is a predicted model, not a curated record. Gene Ontology annotation, molecular function: potassium ion binding; magnesium ion binding; pyruvate kinase activity. Gene Ontology annotation, cellular component: cytoplasm. Bases 1 to 1416 code for a protein of 471 amino acids. Lineage: Eukaryota; Fungi; Ascomycota; Pneumocystomycetes; Pneumocystales; Pneumocystaceae. Gene Ontology annotation, biological process: glycolytic process.